GCAACCCUAAACCCAAUACAUUCCAGGCUGCCGUGUCGAGAUUAGUUUUGGCCUUUAGUUGCAGUUUAUGUUUUCAGUCAAAGUCUGAGGUAAUAAAAUAGAUUUUCUUUCAUAAGCGAGUAUGUCAAAUAAUUACCAAUUCCUUCUGACACAAAUUGGCUUACGGUUACACAACUAUACAAUGAAUCACCUACAAAAUAGCUUAUCUCUGUAACUUUAUCCUUGUUUUUUUUUAUUUUUUUGCGCCUGACAUCCGGUGUGGUGAGGGCUGGUGGUCAACGACAACGUCCUUUCUCUGCAUUUUUAUUUUUCUUGCUUGUUUGUUUAGAAGAACAAGAACUCCUCACUCAGCACUAGGUCACUUCUCCCUUUACCAAAACAAGCGCGGACGUGCUGCUGCGGUGCACUGUGGGAAAUGUAGUUCAAGCCUGUGGUUGUUUUGUAGAAAUCACGGGAGGGCGGAACUACUUUCCCGUCAUGCUUUCCGCCGGUUACUGCCAAACCUAACUCAACUGCGUCUUGUUUGGUAGCUUUCAGGGAAGUUUCCGCAGCAUGGAAGCCGGUCGGCUGCUAUAGUGGAAGGAGUGCUUUCUGUGAUUAACUAAACCCCUAGGCCAGGGGUGUCCAAACUGCGGCUCGAGGCCACAUGCGGCCCAGGAUGCAUAUGAAUGCGUUCCAGCUUGGUUCCCGAGGAAACGUCAUGUCGCAAAAGAUAUAGGAGGAGGAGGGACUCUGCCCAUUGCCCAAUCAAACUAUUGAAGUGAGCGUGUUGUCACAAUGGACAGUGAUCAGGCACCUCUAAUUAAUCCUUCAUUGUUUGAAGAAAGUGCCCAGAAUCAUUUUGCUGUUGCAGAUUCUAGGAGCAGAAGACCUUUCCACAUUGAACCAUCAUAUAUCACCUCAAUUAAUGAUGACGAACCACAGAGAAUCACAUCAGUAGCUUCUGCAAUGAAUAAACGAAUACACUAUUACAGCAAACUUAGUAAUCCCUCAGACGUUGGUCUGAUUGCUCCUGAUCAUGUUCUUCCUGCAGCCGAAGAAAUCUACGUUUACAGUCCAUUAGGAACUGCUUUGAAAAUUGAUAGCAGUGAUAGCUCAGAAAAAAACUCCAGCAUUGUAACAAUAUUUAUGAUCUGGAACACGAUGAUGGGGACAUCUAUACUCAGUAUUCCCUGGGGAAUAAAACAGGCUGGAUUUACCACUGGUGUUUGUGUUCUAAUCCUUAUGGGCCUUUUAACGCUGUACUGCUGCUACAGAGUUGUGAAAUCGCGAGGAACUAUACCACUCACUGAUACAUCCACAUGGGAGUUCCCUGAUGUUUGCCAGUACUAUUUUGGUUCUUUUGGCAGGUGGUCAAGCCUUCUGUUCUCUUUGGUGUCUCUUAUUGGUGCCAUGAUUGUGUAUUGGGUAUUAAUGUCCAAUUUCCUCUUCAAUACUGGAAAAUUUAUUUACAAUUAUGUCAAUCAUGUAAAUGUCACCGAUGAUGUUUUAAGCAACAACGGGACAGAUAAAGUUAUUUGUCCUAAUCCUGAUAGUACAAGACCCUUAAAUAAAUCCAUGGAAACCUAUUUUGGAAAUGGGACAAAUUUUGAACACUUUGAAACUUGGUGGAGUAAAACAAAUACUGUUCCUUUUUAUCUCAUUGUGUUGCUGCUGCCUCUUCUCAGUUUUCGCUCACCUUCAUUCUUCGCAAAGUUCAACAUUCUAGGCACAGUGUCUAUAAUUUAUUUGGUAUCAUUAGUCACAUUAAAAGCAGCACGUCUGGGAUUUCAUUUACAAUUCAUUUGGAACCAAGUUCAGGAAUUCUUUGUUCCAGAAUUUAGAGUCUCUUUUCCGCAGUUAACAGGAAUUUUAACUCUUGCAUUCUUCAUUCACAAUUGUAUUAUCACACUUCUAAAGAACAACAGAAAUCAAAAAAACAAUGUAAGAGAUCUUUCCAUAGCAUAUCUGCUGGUUGGUUUAACAUACGUCUAUGUUGGAGUUGUGGUAUUUGCUUCAUUUCCAUCCCCUCCACUGCCCAAGCAGUGUAUUGAGCAGAACUUUCUAGAUAAUUUCCCCAGUAGUGACAUUUCGGCAUUUGUUGCAAGAAUAUUCCUGCUUUUCCAAAUGAUGACUGUGUACCCAUUGCUGGGUUAUCUUGUCAGAGUUCAGCUCCUAGGACACAUCUUUGGGGACAUUUAUCCAAGUGUAUUGCAUGUUCUGGCAUUGAACGUUGCAGUUGUUGGAGUUGGCGUGGUUAUGGCCAGAUUCUACCCCAACAUUGGAGGAAUUAUUAGGUUUUCGGGAGCAGCUUGUGGACUUGCGUUCGUUUUUGUUUACCCUUCUCUAAUUCAUAUGAUUUCUCUUCAUCGACGUGGUCAGCUGAGAAUAUACUCCAUACUUAUUCAUGCUAGCAUUAUAGCUUUAGGGAUCUCUAAUCUGAUUGCACAAUUCUUUAUGUAAUUUAUUUAGUUUUUUAAUGUGCUGAGUUUAUCCUUUUGAAAAAGUCGUCUUAACCUGAAGAAAACCUCAAGACCAAGUAUGUUUUUACUCUGAUAUAUGACCAAAGCCAAUUGCAAUGUCUUUGUUGCCAGACUUGUUACGAGGAUGAGUUAGUCUGACUUCCAUCCAAUUAAAGGGUCAGGCUACUUCUAUAUACACCUUAGUUCAACAUAAGCACAGUAAAUAGGACUUGUGUUAAAAUUGUUUUAUGUCUAUGUUUAGUAAUAUAAUUACUAAUC
Molecule: messenger RNA, 2720 nt
Organism: Xenopus laevis (African clawed frog)
Lineage: Eukaryota; Metazoa; Chordata; Amphibia; Anura; Pipidae
Gene: slc38a9.S
Product: solute carrier family 38 member 9 S homeolog
Exons: 16
Coding region: 778-2442 (554 amino acids)
Biological process (GO): L-alpha-amino acid transmembrane transport; amino acid transmembrane transport
Cellular component (GO): late endosome membrane; membrane; lysosomal membrane
Molecular function (GO): L-amino acid transmembrane transporter activity
Source: RefSeq, a predicted model, not a curated record